AUGUAUAAAAUUAGUAACCCAAAUCAAUAUUUAAUAAAAACUGGCGCAUUCAUCAAAGAUAUAGAAAUAACAAAAAAAGGAUGGGUAUUACCCGGACAACAUUCAAGAUUCUUUGAUAUCACUCCAGUCAAUUAUACAUUGCAGUUGCAAGCCAUGUCUGCUGAAAGAUUGGAAUUCAAUUUACCAGCUGUGUUUACCAUUGGCCCAAAGGAUGAACCUGUGGCAUUAUAUUAUUAUGCUAAAUUGUUAUUUGCUGAUAAUAAAAACUCUGAAUACGUAAAGGAUUUGGUUAGAGGUAUUAUUGAAGGUGAAACACGUGUUAUAGCAGCUGGUAUGACCAUGGAAGAAAUGUUUAGGGAAAGAAGACGUUUUAAAGAAAAGGUUAUUAAAAAUGUACAAGCUGAAUUGGAUCAAUUUGGAUUAUAUUUACGGUAUAUUUAUGUGUUGUACCCAUAUCGAAUGAAAACACACGAAGGAGCUGUUCAACAAGCAACAGUUGACGUAUCAGAAGCAAAAUAUCGUGGAGAUGUUGGUGUUAAAGAGCGAGAGGGCUUGACUCGACAACUAACUUCAAAAAUUGAAGCAGAAACAGUUCUUGUAGAAAAUGAAUCUAAUGCAAUAAUUGCUGAAGCUAAUGCUACUCUUUCCACAAAGAAAUCUGAAUACGAUAAAAAUACAAAAAUAGCAGCAAUUGAAGCCACACAAGCUGCUAAAAUCUGGGAAUACGAACUUCAAAAAGGGGUUGAAGAACUUAGAUUAUUAUCAGAAACUGAAAGGCUCCGUGUGCUAUAUGCGUCAAAAGCUACCGCUGAAUAUGAAGCUUCAAAAUCUAUAGCCGAAUCAAAAUUUUACACAGCACAACAAGAAGCUGAAGCUCAAUUGUACAGGAAGAAAAAGGAAGCUGAAGGCGUCCUGCCAUUAUUUAAUGCUCAAGCUGAAGGUAUAAAGAAUUUGACGAAAGCAUUUGGCGAUACCGGUGAUCUAACAAUGGAAUAUUUAAUGAUUAAACAUGGUGCAUAUAAAGAUUUAGCUAGAGAAAAUGCUCAAGCAAUCAAAGGACUUGAUCCAAAAAUUACUGUUUGGAAUAAUAAUACUGUAGCCGUCGAAUGCCCUUAUGUCAAAUCACCAACACGAAAUUCCAAAUUUGAUUCUCAGAUUAUAAAUUCUAAAAAUAAUUUUAUAAUUAAUUUCGAGUGCCAAUUACCCGAUAAUAAGCAGUGUGAUAAAGCAAAAUUCGCAUUCGAAAAUUCUGGUGUAAUUCUCACUUCUGCAUUAUCAUUAAACACUCCAAUUAUAAUAAACGCUACCUUUACAAUCUUUGAUGGCCCAAUUGCAGAUUUAAUUGGCGCAGCAGGUCCUUUUAGAUUUAUGCCGUUAAAAGACAACGAUGGUAUUGAAAGAUUAUAUCCUCAAGCAUUGGUUAAACAAUUUCAAUUUGAUUCGCAUCCAGAAUUUUCAUCGGCUGAUAUUGUAGCUCAAUUUAAUUCAAAAUCACCUUUUUGGUUUGAAGGUGACCCGCCAAUCCGUAAAGAUCAAAUUGGUUUUCAAGAAUUGGUUUUGCAUGAACUUUUACACGGGUUGGGAUUUAUUUCGAGUCUAGAUGAUUACAUCCAUCCGGUACCGAAGAUAAUCACACCUGAAAUAGUUGGUCUAAAAUAUACGUCCGAUGGAGUUGAUACUAAAUCACCAAUAAAAUUCAAAGGUUUCAUAGAGAUGGCAUUUGAUAAAUACAUAGUAUUCUUAUCUGACGGCAAAUUAUUAUCCAAUACCACGGCGCAAAUCAAUCAAUUAUUCACAGGUAGUGGUGAUACAACCAGUUUUGCUAAUCUCGACGCAUUUAUUAAAGCCUUUUCAACAACUCCACAAUUUAAAAUUGGCCAAAAAAUGCUUGAUGUUGUUACCAAAGAAAAAACUUUGGGAUUUUUACCACACGAUAAGAGUUCAGUCAAGGAUAGCGUUAUAUUGGAAACUUCUUUAAAACCUUUUCAACAUGCUUCAAGUAUAAGCCACGUUGAUUAUAAAACGUAUACAAAUACAUCUGAAUUUUUGAUGACAUUUCUUCAAGAAUCUGGAAGAACGCUUAAUGACUCCAUUGCUAUAGGUGGAAACCUUAAUGCGGGUGCAAUUGGUCCUCAAACCUUGUCCAUUUUGGAAACUUUAGGGUAUGAAUUUUUAAUAAAUUUUAAAUUAUCAAUUGAAAGGUUGUAUUUUUUAUAA
Molecule: messenger RNA, 2217 nt
Organism: Entrophospora sp. SA101
Lineage: Eukaryota; Fungi; Glomeromycota; Glomeromycetes; Entrophosporales; Entrophosporaceae
Source: the annotation of a GenBank genome assembly